Penaeus chinensis is the source of this 6322-nucleotide messenger RNA. Its product is annotated as flocculation protein FLO11-like. The transcript is spliced from 2 exons. The record is from RefSeq and is a predicted model, not a curated record. Lineage: Eukaryota; Metazoa; Arthropoda; Malacostraca; Decapoda; Penaeidae. Bases 532 to 4656 code for a protein of 1374 amino acids.
GGGAAGCGAGUGUGUUUUCUCCCGCUCUCCCCAAUCGGCUGACUCACUCUCGAGACCUCUGCUACUGACACACUUUGGGACGAGGCUCUGUGCCCGGCGCAUGCGGGGGCCCCUCUUGUGCAUGAUUAUUCCCUUUGUUUUCAUUAGUUUUUGCCUUUAAUCUCGGUCAAUAAAAUCGCGAGAGACAGCCGGAAACAGGGACUGUCGCUCACCUUAUUGACUUGGCUUUUAGGCGUUCGACCUGGAGAAUCGAUGGUGAUUUUACGAUUGCGAAAAAAAUAACAACGCAAACAACCCUAGAGUGAGAUAUUAACGAAGAGAGUUUGUUCACUAAAAAAACAAACAAGCAGACCCGUUUCUUUUAAAUAACUGAUCAAGAGAACGAACGACAACUGACUUCUGGUGACUGUGAAAACACGUGGAAUACGACAGUCGCGGUGAUUUCGCCAAACGACUUCCGAUACAUAGCUCGUUGGCGUCGUAUGAUGCCACACUGCCUCUCCAAAUAGGUCGUUCUUCUCAAAUUAAAAGAUGGCGUCGUGGCGUUCGGUAGCGGUGCUGCUGGUGGCGGCCGCGGCGGCGACGGCGACGGAGGGCCCGGCCGAAUCGGCGGUGGAGCGGCCGACGGCGGCGGCGGCGAUGGCAGUAGCAGGUGCGGCAGACUUGGAGGACUUUGAUAGCGAGUCCCAGAUCUUGCUGGCGUCGGGGCGGCAGGGGGUGCCCAAUGGGCGUGGCAUGCUUUCCAUGGCCUUCGAUGCCAUGAACCCGGUGCCCUAUUUCAUGGGCGGCCUGAGAGGCGUCCGGCACGUCAUGAAGCAGAGGCUGGUUCCCCUCCGCGGCAUGAUGAUGAACAACUUCCAAAGGAACCUUCCGAGGCCCGGGAAUAGGUUUAGAGGUGGUGGCGGGAAUAAGCAUGCUCAUGGCUUGGGUGGCAGAGGCUUCCGGGCCGGGGGCAAGAGGCCUCUCUCGUCUGGCCUGAGGGGGGGGAAAGGUGGCGGCUCCUCUAACGAUUUCCUGCAGGGUUCCUUGAGGACCAACAAGGAACCCUCUACCUCCUUUACUUCUACUGACAAUCCUUCCCUCUCUACCGACUUCGGGACGCUGAAGCCCGCCUCCAUCGUGAGCGGGCAGAGGCCGUCCCCCGACGCCAGCACGCAGACGCCCUCCCCGAUCUCCGACAUCGGGACAACCAAAACUUUCGCGCAGACGACUUCCACGCCUGCCGUACUAACCAGCCUUCCUUCUCCUUCCUCUCUCUUGCCUGCUUCCAAUGAGAAACAAGGAACGCGAGUCAUCAACAUACAGAUUCCUAAAGAACUUCAGGAUAUCCCAAUUCUGGAAAUCAACAUGAAGUCCAAUGGGGACAUCAGCAUCGGCCCCGGCGGGAUCAAGACGGAUGCGGACGUCCCUCACACGCAGGCGUCCCAUGACGCAGCCGACGUCCCCAGUACGGGCAACUCUUUCACUCAGGACUUCCGUAACGACGAUUUAGACCUUGGUGCGGAUAAUGCAGGCACCUUCGACUAUGAUUCUGCAUUUCCCAGCGCCCAGCAAGGUGUCGGCCAGAUGGACACCAGCCUCCAUACUUUCCCACCCGAGAGUACUGAGAGAGUCAAUUCUAUACAAGACAUCCUUCGCAUGCAGAAACUAGGGAAUACUAACAAUGCUUUUGGGAAUGGGAUGUUUGACGUCGCUCCCAUGACACGCAUGCAGCCCUUGCCACUUGGCAGUGAAAGCGGUCAUACUAACAAUCCUGUACUUAAUAAAGAUCCAAAUUUACUUUCGAGACAAAAUCUUUUAUCAAACUUUCCAUCAACUUUCCCUCAAGAUCGAAAUAAUGUUAAUCAUAUAUACUUUGUCCCUUUUAACAUGCAACCGUCUGUCCCAACAUCAGGACCGACUGUAGAAAAUAGGUCACAGACAAUCCCUCCGCAAACAGAAAUAAGUUCAGGCAAGAAAGAUUCUCCCGUUUACUAUAUUGACAUUACCCUUCCAGGAAAGAAAGGAGAACCCACUGUAAAGGCCAGCCGGAUGAAGAGGAGUCUGCAGUACGAUUUUGACGGCUGGUAUCCCCUAGACGUCAGCAACCCGAUGGCUGACGAUCCUACGGUCGGGUACCAGCCUCCGCCACUCACGCAGGUCCACUUCAGCGCCGAACCGACGGCCAAGAAGCCCAUGUACCCGGUGAGGCCUGAGAACCCGCCUGUGUUCGUCGUGCGGUCAGAGAAGGUACAGCCCGAGUACGACUCUGUUUACGGCACGGAGAACAUCGAGUACUUCCACAUCCAUCCGCAGACCAACAUCAUUCGAGCCUUCCGGUCUCCGUCGCAGAGUGUCGGGGCGAUUCGCUUCAUGUCUGCUCCACAGUUCGGGGAAGGCGAGGAGCAGGCAGAGACUCCUGGCUCUCCGAAGACAAGCGGCUCAGAGGACCGGAACGCCACUGACAAGGAGCCAGGGUUUGCCGAGCGAGCAGACGACUUCGCGAAGGGAGAGGGAAGGAUUCAGUUUCCAGAAGGAGCAGCAUACGACGAUAACUACGAGGACGACAUGGAUGGGGCGUUCUCGGAGAUCCACCCGACGAUGGUCAGAGGCCGACCUGGCCACAUAUUCCAAUAUUCUUCAGGGGACUAUGAAGAAAGACCUAGCGUGAUACGUCGACAGGAUUAUACAGGAAAUCGAGAGAUCGACAGGACGAGAUCCAGAGUGGCUCUCUACGAGCUGUUGGGUAAUCAUAAUCCGGAGUCCCAGAUUGAAGAGGCCCCUUACCUAGGAUCUGCCACAGAUUCCGCGGGAGCAUCAAACAUCCGCAAAGUCCUGCCACCAACCUUUUUCAGAAACCUGCCCAACCGUCGCCCCAGCACCACAAGAACCAGCUCCGGCCAAACGGCCACAAGAAGAGGUGGGACCGACUACGACGAAGUCUCUCCGAGCUCGACCCGGUCGUGGUUCCUCAUCGAAACGCGAUCUGAGACACCAAACCGAAAGCGGGAGCCAUCCAUAGCCUCGUACAUUCACCCCGAGACCCACACGAGUGAUGAAAAGAUCCACUACAAACCUUACGGGCCCGUCUCCUAUGUCCCUAGAGGGGUGCAGAGAGGCGAACACAUCCACAAUCCUCACCUAGACGACCACAUGAAUUCCUACAAGCCCAGCACUAGUCUCACCGCCAACAGCCUCUCGGAACUUCUUCAGAUAUUCCGCUACACCCAAGUGACGGACUCGCCCAAGGUGAGGGGCGCCACUGAUAACCCUGUGACCUUGAGGGAGUUCAGAUACACUCGGCCGACCGAGGAGCCUCCGACAACCCCGUCGGCCUUCUUCCCGAGCAGUCUGAGGUACACCACGCCUCCAGCUCCUGCAGACGAGCCCUCGACAGAGACCGCGGUCACGGAGAAGGAGCACGGCAAUUUCUUCGACGCCGUGGCUGACACGAAUUCCCUCGACGGGUACCUCUUUUCAGACUCAGAGGCCAGUCCUGAGUACGCCCGCCCGCAGUUGCGCCCCAACGUCGUCAUCAUUGAGGGCAAGGACUCGCAUAACUCAAAGGGCGUCGUCAGAGAGAGUUCGACGGUGAGGGUUGUCAGUUCCUCCUCCGCAACUUCUAGGCCCGCUCCGACUGCCGACAGUCUGCCCGAAAAGAUAAACUUUGAGGAUCUGGAAGUGAUCUUCACUGGUUCCAAAUCCUUGUCGUCGCCUCUUUAUAUCAUUCACCAAGGUCAUUCUAAGGUCAGAGUCUUUGGCAUCAAUUCCGCUGAAGAUAAGUCUCAGGACGACUUUGAUUUUAAUGAUCAGGUGAUCUUCUCAACCUACAAACCUACGUCGUUGGAGAACACCACCUCCACCAGCUCUUCCACCUCCAACACUACCUCCUCCACCUCUACCACCACCUCCUCUACUCCCACUCACACCACUAGCACAACCACGUCCACCACCAUGGAUAGCACCACCGGAACCCCCCCUACUGCAACUACCACCCUUUCCACCCUUCCCACCCUUUCCACCCUUUCCACCCUUUCCACCACACCCUUUCUCGUAGAUGAAGACACCACCACCGAUGUAACCCCCACAGACACGACCCCCGAGCCCAGCACGCAGAUGGUAACAGAAUACGAGCUUUUACCCGUAGGCGACAAUGACGAGUAUGAAUAUUACUACUACGACGAUGGCGUUCUUCACGACAUGGCGGUCGGGGACGACUACCGCUCCGAGGGCGGCGUCAGGCCGACCCUCAAGCUGCCCAACCCCCCUCUGCCCCGCCCCAGUCGCGAAGCCCACGGAUCGCCAGUCAUUUCCUCUCCGCUUGACGCUCCGGGCUUAAGCGCCUACCCGAGCCCCGCGUCCUUCUCGUACCUCUUCCAGGAGCGGCUGCCGCACGUCGAACCCCUUCUGCCCCAGCAGGGGGAGAGUGGCGGCGCCCCAGCCCAGGCCCUUGCUAAGGACACCCUCAGUGUGCCCAGAGCAGUCUUCUUCACCAAGAGACAGCCCGGCAGCCAAAGCACCCGAGACGACGUCCAGAUUUCGCACCCGUUCGAGUACCUCUCCGAGCUCUCCCACCUAGAGAAAGAGCUGAGGAAGCCCUUGCUAACGACGACGUCGCCCUCGGCUCACAGCCCUCCGCAGAUGAAGAGAGUCACCUCAGGCCUAGCUGAUGCGUGACUGCUGUUGUAGAAGGUUUGCUUAUGUAAAAUAUGUAUAACAAGUUAGCGAUAGCACACAGGAUUCUAGGAGGAAGAUGAUUUCCUGUAAGAGGAAGGACAGGCAUGUGUGAGGGGAAUGCUAGGACCUCCUUCAUCAUAGCAGGCUGUUGCAUUAUAUUCACUGAAAUCAAGCAGAAAGCAUCAGGAUUCUUAUUUAUUUCUUAUGUUGGCCUUUCUGUUGGAUACGAAUCACAAAGCUGGAAACUAGGUUUUAUCAAAAUUUUUAAAAAUUCUUUGUCAAACCUAUCUCUAAUAUGCUUUUAAGCCUAUGUUUAAAAAGUGUAAAAAGAGGUACAUGUCAUUCCAGAAUCUUCACUGUGAGUGUCCUCUGUAAUAGUUUUUCUUUCAUGAAAGUGUUCUGUCAGCGUGUGACACUGCUAACCUGUUUACACAUCAAAUUCUUGUCAUUCCCUGUAAAUCAACAAUAGGUUAAGUUCUUGUGUAUUACUUUAGUAAAAAAUGUAAACUUGACAAUCAGGAGGCUAUUAUCCAGUGGUUAAAGAAAAAAGGUGAACGGAACAAACAAAAAAAAAAUCUGAUUUUCUCUCCAUAUAAUCAAUUCAGGAACGUUGUGCCUAAUUCAGCAAAUUUCAAAAAUUUUCAGGAACUUAAUCAAUUUUGAGCUUGUAGAUACUGUUGCAGCACAAAAAUGAGCAGUCUUUCAUCAGCACAAGAAGCCAUCCACCUCAUCCACUGGUAAUUUCAAUCGGUAUCGACAGAUUAUCUAUUUUUAAUUAAUUUGUUGACUGGCCUUUGUGUGUCUAUAUUUAUGUUUUAUUGGUUAACAAUUUAUUCUCAAUGUCUACAGUGUAAGUUAUAAGAAAAUAUGAUUCUAAUGAACCUCAAAACUGGUAGUCUUUAUAAUGUUAAGAAACUUCAUUGUAUUAUCAUGACAUCCCUGUACUAUAUAAGGUCAGCACUGUUAUUUAUUCACAUACUGAUCUGAUCCAUACUGCAAAGUAAGUGUCCGAGUGAUGUUAGAUUGACAAAAAAACAAAAAGGAAACUUACAUUUCCUUCCUUCCUUCUUCCUUGAGAGAUACACACGUCUCAAUUGUUCAUAUAAGUUCUCUUUUUCUAUAUGUGUUUCUCUUAUUUUUCUUCCUUUGAAUCCAUUUUCCUCCGUCAUUCCUUCAAGCUCGAAAAUAUUAAAAAAGAAAAUAACAUUGGGCCUUACCAUUGGACCUGUGUUGUAGCAUGUCCUUUGAUCUGCCCAAGCUCAAGCAACCACACAAUUCACUCAGAAAGCAGUGGUUGUUCGUAACUUCUCUGACAGCACACUCUGACAUUAUACCAUUUACAAAACGGUAUCUGAGCAGACUCAAAGGGAAAGCCAUUAAUGCUGUAUAAUUUGUACAUACAUCUCACUGUAGAAGUGUCUUUAAAUAUAACUAGGUUGAAUGCCUUUCAUCUUGAUAUCAUAAUUAUAAUAAUAAUUGAUAUUAUUAUUACUAUUCCUAUUAUUAUUAUUAUUAUUAUCAUCAUUAUUAUUAUUAGAGUAUCUUCUUUCUACUGAACAUUUCAUAACUUGUGUCCUUCACCUGUAUAUUAAUAUGUUACUGUUAGGUGUUUAUUGUUAGUAUAAAUUUUAUCCUGUUUACAUAAUGAAAUAAACAGCCAAUGAUA